AUGACUCAAACAAACGGCCACAACGAGCUUAAUGGCCAUAAUACCGCAACCUCCAACGGAAACAUGAAUGGCCAUACCAACGGACGUGUCAAUGGCCAUACCAACGGACACACCAACGGGCACACCAAUGGCCAUGUUCCAGAUGGGAACCAUACUGAGGGUAUCAACGGCCACAGCGCACAGAGUAACGGACAUACCAUGCCCAUUCCUACUGCUGCUGAAGCCAAUGGCUCAAGACCCCCCUUUGAACCCGUCGCCAUCUGCGGAAUGGCGUGUCGACUCCCUGGAGGAAUUGCCUCUCCCAGUGACUUGUGGGAGUUUCUUCUCGAGGGAGGCGACGCUCGAAGCCGCGUUCCUAUGACAAGAUUCAAUAUUGACGGUUACUAUAAUGCUCACAAGACUGGGAGUGCCAACUGUCAGUACGGCUACUUCCUCGACGAGUCCGUUGAUCUGGCCGGGCUAGAUACAUCCUUCUUCUCCAUGUCUCGCCGUGAUGUCGAGUGGCUCGACCCUCAGCAGAGGCUGAUGCUUGAAGUGGCCAGGGAGUCGGUCGAUGAUGCUGGUGAGGUCAACUUCCAAGGCUCGAGCACCGGUGUAUAUAUCGGUUCGUUUGCGAAUGAUUGGUACGAUAUCAUGGGGAGAGAUCCUCUACACAGAAGUGUUGUUUCGACUAUUGCAUCACAUGACUUUAUGAUCUCGGAACGUAUCUCUCACGAGAUGGAUCUGAGAGGGCCAAGCAUGACCAUCCGAACCGCCUGCUCAUCUGCGUUGGUCAGUCUUAACGAGGCUUGUAUGGCCAUUGGCAAGGGUGACUGCGAAUCUGCCAUUGUCGGAGGAACAAGUCUCAUCCUGGCCCCUGAUCUGCUUACACGAUUGGCCGACCAAGGUAUUAUCAGCCCUGAUGGUUCAUGCAAGACAUUUUCCGCCGAAGCCAACGGCUAUGCUCGCGGUGACGCCAUCGUCUCCAUUUACAUCAAGUCACUGAGCGCCGCUAUCCGAGACGGGAACCCCAUUCGUUCCAUCAUCUCUGGUGCUGCCGCCAACUUUGACGGAAAGACUAAUCCUCUGACGAACCCCAGUGUUACGGCCCAGGAGACAUUGAUCAGGAGAGCGUACUCCGUCGCAGGCAUCCGUGAUCUUUCAAAGACAGCUGUGUUUGAGUGCCACGGAACAGGAACUGCAACUGGUGAUCCAAUCGAGACUGAGGCGAUUGCUUCUGUGUUUGGCGAACAGGGAAUCUACCUCGGAUCGGUCAAGCCUAACCUGGGGCACUCUGAGAGUGCCUCUGGACUUACUGCCGUCCUCAAGGCUACCCUGUCUCUGGAGCACAAUAUGAUCGCCCCCAACAUCAAGUACUCGCCCGUUAACCCCAAGAUUCCCUUCGAGCGCGCUAAGCUCGUCAUUCCCGAGGAACCAACACCAUGGCCUGCGGGACGUGACGAGCGUAUUAGUAUCAACUCUUUUGGUGUUGGUGGUUCCAACGCCCACGUUAUUGUUGAGUCUAUCGAGAGCUUCAUGGCAUCUCACCCGCAAGUUAUCGCUAAGCCAGUGACCGAACCAGACUCUCAGGACGAGGGCCCCAGACUGUUGCUGUUCUCGGCCAAGACUACGCCCUCUCUCAAGGCAAUGACUGCCAGCUACCAGGCCCUCUUUGACAGUGGAGAUGUGUCGAACCUAUCUGACAUUGCAUACACGCUUGCAAACAGAAGAGAACACUUCAACCACAGGUCUUUUGCCAUCGCUACCAAGGAAAACAUUGAAGUCAGCACCUCCGCGCUCUCCAGAGAUAAUCCAUCUUCCCCAAGUUGUCUCAUCAUGGUAUUCAGUGGCCAGGGCGCUGCUUGGCCCCAGCUUGGACGAGAGUUACUGCUCUCCAACAGCGUAUUCUCUGGUACUAUAAAUGCGCUACAGUAUCAUCUUGGAACGUUAGGUACUGCUUCGCCAACCUGGUCUCUCGCCGAAGAGAUUCUCAAACCAGCCCGAACCAGCAGAAUCUACGAAGCUGAGUUCUCUCAACCGCUGUGCACCGCGUUACAGAUUGCCCUCAUUGACACAUUUGCCUCGGUCGGGGUAAAGCCUGAUGCUGUUGUUGGUCACUCUAGCGGUGAGAUUGCUGCUGCUUACGCUGCUGGGGCUUUGACGGCGAGGGAGGCCAUCAUCAUUGCCUUCUUCCGUGGUUCAACUACUGCUGAGCAGAAGCACUUACAGGGUGGAAUGGCUGCGGUCGGUCUUGGAUGGGCAGAGGCGGAGAAGCAUCUCAAGCCCGGAGUAGUGAUCGCUUGUGACAACUCGCCUACCAAUGUCACCAUUUCUGGCGACAUUGAACCUCUGCAAGCUGUAGUGGCUGAGGUGAAAGAAGCCCACCCGGGAAUCCCCGCCACUACUCUCAAGGUCGACAAGGCUUAUCAUUCUCAUCACAUGCUGGGUGCUGGCGAGAUCUACCACGCCGCGCUCGUUGAUUCAGGAGUUGUUGGGAAAGCACCUCAGAUCCCUUUCUUUUCCAGUGUGACUGGCGAACUCCUUUCUGGGACAGAAAAAGCGAAUCAGCUUGGUCCAAAGUACUGGCAGACGAACUUGGAACGACCUGUCUUGUUCCGAUCUGCCGUGUCGUCAAUCAUCGCAUCUUCUGAGCCAAACCAUCACCAAGUCUUUUUGGAGCUUGGCCCUCACUCCGCUCUUGCUGGGCCCCUGAGGCAGAUUCUGGCCGACAAAGCAAGCAAGGCUUCGUAUGUCCCAUCCCUGGUCAGAAAGCAAAACAGUGUCGAGAACUUCCUACAGGCCAUUGGAAAACUGUACACUUUGCAUAUGGAUGUUGACUUGAAGUCACUGCUUCCCAGUGGUUCUUGCGUCGCUAGCCUGCCUUGCUACCCCUGGAAUCACCAGAAUCGUCUCUUCUUCGAGUCUCGUUUGGCCAAAGAAUGGCGAGAGCGAGAGUUCCCGGACCACAACCUCCUGGGAAUAAGGAGCCAUGAGAGUACCAGCCUAGAGCCAUCCUGGAGAAAUCUCAUCCAGGUGUCUCGUACCCCAUGGAUUGCUGACCACAAGAUCGGUGAGACGAUAGUCUUCCCCUUUGCAGGAUACAUUGCUAUUGCAUCAGAAGCCUGCAGACAAAUCACUGGGAUCCAAGAAGGAGUUAGCCUGCGGAAUGUCAAGGUCCACACGGCUUUGGUUAUUGAGGAAGAUGGUGCUACAGAGAUUGUCACUACCCUGCGCCGUGUGAAGUUGACAGAGGAGCAAGACAGUGAGUGGUGGGAGUUCUCUGUGAGCUCACACAAUGGCCACGUAUGGAUCAAGCAUUGCUGGGGACAGGUUCGGGGAGAGCAGAACCCAUUCCCUGAGAAAGAGGUUAUCAAGAAAAGUGGCGAUGUGCUGCCACGAGAGGUCAAUGCUUCCAAGUGGUAUGAAGUCGUUUCUGAAAAGGGGCUUACCUAUGGGCCUACUUUCAACACCAUGGAAAGCAUCUGUACAUCGACAAAACCACCCCAUCAAGCCUCAACUACUAUACAGAAUGGUGAGAACCGAUGGGAUGAUGCUUCAGAGUAUCACAUGCACCCUAUUGUCCUCGACACCUUCUAUCAGUUAGUGAGCUGCACAUCUACGCUUGGAAUCUGCCGUUCCUACCGACGACUCGUUGCCUCAAGCAUUGAGUUCAUGACCAUGGCUCGGUGCAAUGAUGAGAUAGUGAGCAUCGAGGUGUCUUCAGAGCUUGGUCAGGACCUCGUUGGUAGCGGUACCGUGUUUUCAGGAUCGAAGCCCGUCAUGCGAGUCAUCAACUCCCAUUCUUCAUUCUUUGAAGAGGGAGAUGUAGGCGAAAAUGCCGAAGUUCCCAUCACGGCAAGAUGCGAGUGGGUGCCAGACAUCGAUUUAAAGUCGCUUGGGGAUCUUGUGAAGUGUCCCGAGGAUACCGAGGACUCGUUCAAAAACCUAACGGAGCUUUCCAAGAUAUUGAUCGCCCAGGCGCAUCGAUUGGCUGCCAGUGUUGAUGUUCAAGUCCCACAUCUGAUCAAGUACAAGAACUGGCUCGACAAAGUCAUGGAGCCGGGCCUUGCAGCUUUUGACGACGUGGAACUGGCCGACAUGUCCAAGUCUCUUUCCCAGAAGAUCCAGGACAACGGGACAUCGCCAGCAAGACUUGCAGCGGAAGCAAUGUUUGCGACCUAUGACAAGCUUCGUGAUCUUCUGAGCCAACAAGAGGCCGAAGUCAACGAGCUCGGCUCUUACUCAUCACUUGAAAUGGUGUCUCAGCCGGAUAUUUCAGACUUCCUCCUUUGUCUCGGCAACAAAAAGCCCACACUCAGAGUUCUUGACUUCUACUCAGGAUCUAUCGAGACAACAUCCAAGGCCAUCGAGGUUCUGACUCGCAAUGACGGCACUCGUCUAUUCUCCAAGUAUACCAUCGUCACGCCUCUACUGGGUAUGCCAGAGGCUUCGAGCGAACACCUCAAGAAACUAGUGUCUGACAUCGAAUUCACGACUCUUGAUCUCAGCCAGAGUCUAGCGGACCAAGGGUUUGAUGAUCGACAGUUCGAUCUCAUUAUUGCCCCAGGAGCUGUGAGCUCGGCCAGAAACGCGGAGAAGUCCCUCGCGAGUCUUCGUAACUUGCUGAGCCCUAAUGGAAGACUUCUACUCCAGGAACCUCGACCUGAUUCGUUAUGGGUGCAGUUCGUUCUUGGAACUGCUCAAGGAUGGUGGUCAUAUGAGGACGAACGUGUCGAAGGGUCCAUCGUAGGACCGGAAACACUCCAAAGACUCUUGGAAACAUCCAACUUUGUCGGUGUGGAACAGUUGAGUCUGGCUCCCUGGGCUGCUACUGUUGUAGUGGCCAGACGGGAGCCUAAGAAUACACCUAAAAAGCGAAUCACUUUGCUGUGUCAUGGAGAAGGGCCCUCUGAGCUGACACGGGAGCUUGAAGCUCAAGGCUACGCUGUCGAUCGGUGCUUUUUGGACUAG
Fusarium subglutinans is the source of this 4950-nucleotide messenger RNA. RefSeq names its product polyketide synthase. Gene Ontology annotation, biological process: secondary metabolite biosynthetic process; fatty acid biosynthetic process. Lineage: Eukaryota; Fungi; Ascomycota; Sordariomycetes; Hypocreales; Nectriaceae. The transcript is spliced from 2 exons. The record is from RefSeq and is a predicted model, not a curated record. Gene Ontology annotation, molecular function: fatty acid synthase activity. Bases 1 to 4950 code for a protein of 1649 amino acids.